This is a messenger RNA of Kogia breviceps (pygmy sperm whale), 3111 nucleotides long. It is a transcript of the gene C20H8orf48, whose product is annotated as chromosome 20 C8orf48 homolog. NCBI's taxonomy places the organism in Eukaryota, Metazoa, Chordata, Mammalia, Artiodactyla, Physeteridae. The record is from RefSeq and is a predicted model, not a curated record.
AGUUCCUGAGGCAGUCUUGACCACCGCAAAGCAGAUGAGGAGCAGAGCCUGAUGUAGUGUGAUGGCCAUCCGCCUAGAAGCCCGAGGAUUCAGAGAAGCAGGGGAAAUUGAUCCAGACAGACAUCGGGACUAUGGCAGACUUUUCUAAGGAGACCUUUGAGUCCUUUACUGAUGAGGUACAGAGUUCCGGUUCAUUCAGUUCCUCUGGAGGACUGCAGCCCUGGUCCUAUGCCUCUGGGAGUAAAUCCGAGAGUGGAACGCCGACUCCACGCUUGCAAUAUGGAGACAACCAAUCUGAGUUUUCACACUUCAAAAAUAAUGAAAAGAAGUUGAGCAGAAAAUGGAUCAACAACCUCAAGAGCAAGGAAAUGAACUCUGGCCAGUAUCAACCAGGCACUAAACUUGAAACAGAAAUCACUCAGGCAUCCCUUGAAGAAAUGAAUGCCCUGCAGUCUUUCUGCACCGUUAAGAUAAACUUAAUUCAUCAUAGUGCGAACUCUAAGGGGAAAAAGAGCAGCAGACAUAAAAAGCUGCAGCUUGGAUCGGAUGCGGAGGCUCCAGCGGUAGAUGCCUUAAACUGUACUGUCCCCGAUGAGCUUUUGAACAGAAUCUAUUUUAAAAACAUGAGGACAACACCCAAAGAGGUGGUAACAGCUAAGCAACACAUUUCUUCUCGGUGUCCCAACUGUAACAGGAAAAGAGCAGAACUGGCCCAAUCUGCCUUCCUGAAACAGAAGAAGACUUUACUGGAGUCACUCCUACUCCAAGAGAAAAUAGAUGAACAUCUUCAUAUGAAAGACUUUCUAACCCUUAUUGGAGAAACACAUCAGAGCCUUCCCAGGCUUUCCGAUGACCCCAGAAUAAUCUGGGAAAGACUGAAGGAGAAAAGUCAGAUUGGUUAUUCUGGUUUUGAAAGGAGCAGAGCAUUUGACCUGACCGUUAGCACGACCGUUAUCGCGAGACCCUGAGCCAACAGUCAGCUCGCAGUGGUCCUCGCGGCAGAGAGUGCGGUGAGAGGUGAGAGAGGCGGUUGCAGGGCCUGGGGCAGGCUGAGGGCUGGGUCCUGCAGAGUUCCAGAGCCCUCGCCGCAGCCGCCCGUUAGCCGGGCCCAGACCUUGAAGCAGCGAAGCCGCAGCGAACCCCUCCCCCAUCCCAACGUCUGCAACCUAAUGGCGGCCGGCGGUCUCCCUGGGUCGCAGUCCGUGGAGGCCUCAGCAACUGGAGUAUAUGGACACUGCCAUUGAGGUAACAGCUUCAGCCCGCUUCAGUCUCUCCAUUCAAGUUUCAAAAGUUGGUGCUGCUUAGAUCAGUCGUCUCCCCCUAGGAGGUGGCCAGAGGCCAGGGUUAAGUUGCACGGACAUUACACGUCAUUAGUUCAGGUCCACCUCUGUGGUUGGGCUCUUCUCAAAGAAGGGCAAGUGCUGUAAGCUGGGGAUUCACCUGAUGGGCAUUUGCUACAACACGUAUUCCUGGUGAUCGUAUACAAAUGAUUCUCUCCAGGUUAAAUGAAAAGCCUGAGGGCCGGCUGGGUCCUGGCCGCCUGGCUCCCUCAUUGAUGAUGGCUGGGCAGGGUCUGGGGACCUGGCCCUGAGGGCGCUGCCAGCUGAGAUCUGUCCCCUCACCCAGGCCUGGGCGCUGGCGGGAGGACCCAGAGUGGGUGCUGGAUGAAAGCUCCUGGGCAGGUUAACUGGCCCGCGCGGGGACCCCCUUCUGUAAGCCAGGGCCUGGACCUCGGAGGGUGAAAGUUGAGCCUUGGGACCUUGCCUUUUCUUGUCAGAACAGAGAAUAACAUUUGUUUCGUUGGAGGUUUAUAAGAACACUGUGACCUGGCCCCAAGAACAAAGGAUCUAACACCAGGAAGUUUGUAACAGCUAACCAUGCCCCUCCCUAUAAAAGGGCUAUAAAAGGGCUUUGCUGAAAGCUUUCCAGGCGUCCAGGGUUUUCAAGGCAUGAGCCACCAGUCUCCUUGCAUGGCUCUGCAAUAAACCUUUCUCUGCUCCAAACUCCGACGUUUUGGUAUUGUUUGGCCUCAGUGUGUGCUGGGCACUCGGACUUGCAUUCGAUAAUAUUUCUACAGGUACUCUGGAAACUUUAGAGUUUACUGUGCUUUCUUCACAGAUUUGAGGACUAAAGACUUUCCACCCAGUAUUUUUUUCAGAUUCUAGAGGGCAACAUUUUAUAGUUGGAAUAGUUACAAAGUUUUUAUAACAAUCCAGGAGAGAGAUGCUGGCAAUUUGGACUAGGGUUUUGACAGUACAGAUAGAAAUAGAGAUCUAAGAAAUACUUAGGAGGUAAUAAUUGACAUUCUUUGGUGAAGAAAUGGAUAUGGGGAUUUAAUAAAAGGUAAAUGUUAAGCAUGUUACUAAGUUUCUGACUUGUGCAUUUGGAUGAAUGAUAAUUCAUUAAGAUAGGAGCAUUGGAAGAGGAUGAUGUUUGAUUAGGAGGGUGAUUAUUUGGACAUGGUUAGUUUGAGGAAUAUUUGGGACAUUCAUAUUGAGAGGUGGAGAAACAUUUGGUUAUUUGUGCUUGCGAUCUGGAGAAAAGGUCUUGAGGGGGUGGGGAUCACUGGCAUAUAUGUCAUAGAUGUGGUGAGCUCUUCUAGAAGAAAGGAGAAUGACAGGAGAAGAAGGGCUAUGACCAACUCCUGAGAACUUCUACCCACGAAUUAAUGGCUGGGUAGAGGAGAACAAGACAGCAAAGGAGGUUGAGAAGAAGUCAUCAUAGAAGGAUAAAGGAAACCAGGAAAGAGUCGUGUCAGAGAGACCAAAGAAAGAGAACGUUUCAAGAAGGAUGGGUUGUCUAAGCAUGCCAAUGCAACAGAGUUCACAGGAGAUGAUUUAGUCAUGUGUUGGCUUUGACUUAACAACAGUAACUUCAUUCAUAAAAAUUGAGAUGACUGACAGUAGAUUGAGAAAUAAAUGUAAGCUAAGGAAAUGAGGAAUAUGGGUAUAGACUUCUUGAAGUUUAGCUGUGGAGGGAAAGCAGGAGAGGUAAUUUUUCUAUAUGUCUAACACUUAAGCUAUCACAGUCAAAAAUUUAUAAAAAUCAGCAAAAAAUACCCUUUGUAUCAGCAAAAAAUAACCUUUGUGUCAUGUCAGUAUUACUCUUUGC